Messenger RNA from Aspergillus ibericus CBS 121593, 408 nucleotides. RefSeq lists its product as uncharacterized. NCBI's taxonomy places the organism in Eukaryota, Fungi, Ascomycota, Eurotiomycetes, Eurotiales, Aspergillaceae. Bases 1 to 408 code for a protein of 135 amino acids. The record is from RefSeq and is a predicted model, not a curated record. The transcript has 2 exons.
AUGUUCGAGCGUCGCGCCGCGGACCGUUACCGGCUUCGGAUGCACCGUGCCCGUACCGUCGCACUAACCUCGGAUGAGAUCGUCGAAGUACGAGCAGCGCAACGGACAUUCGAAGGAGCCUACAUCCGUACCGCUCUCUCCCAAUUCUCCUUUGCCCUGGUGGUUCUGAAGAUAUUCACCAGCGAGUUCUAUAGCACCGGGGCUCUUUUCGCAAUCUAUGGCACGGGCGUGCUGAUUAUCGGCCUGUUCCGUCGGCAGCAAGGCAAUCGGCAGUUCUUUUCCGAGGUAGGAGAAGAUGGCAUCCGUCAUAAGUUCAGAACGAGUGGGAAUGCCGUGGUGGUCUUGACGGCUCUUAGUAUCGCCGCCUACGCGACCCUUAUCGCGCUGACUGUGAGGCUGGACCGUUAA